Molecule: messenger RNA, 6924 nt
Organism: Sarcophilus harrisii (Tasmanian devil)
Lineage: Eukaryota; Metazoa; Chordata; Mammalia; Dasyuromorphia; Dasyuridae
Gene: CBL
Product: Cbl proto-oncogene
Exons: 16
Coding region: 203-2950 (915 amino acids)
Biological process (GO): cell surface receptor signaling pathway; negative regulation of epidermal growth factor-activated receptor activity
Cellular component (GO): membrane raft; plasma membrane
Molecular function (GO): SH3 domain binding; receptor tyrosine kinase binding; ubiquitin protein ligase activity
Source: RefSeq, a predicted model, not a curated record
CUCGGGGUUAGCGCUCCGCCCUAGCCCCGUGAGCCGGCGGCGGCGGCCGGCUGGGAGAGGCUCCGCCUCCGGUUCCCUCCCUCUUCCCUCCCUCCCUCCCUCCCUCCCUCCCUCCCUUCUUCCUUCCUUCCUUCCUUCCCUCUCUCUCCGUGCCGGGUUCCCGGGUGGGUUUCCCCCCCGCUGCCCCGAGCCUCCCCGGGCCAUGGCCGGCAACGUGAAGAAGGGCGCCGGGGCUGGGGGCAGCGGCGGCUCUGGGGGCUCGGGCUCAGGCGGCCUGAUCGGGCUCAUGAAGGACGCCUUCCAGCCUCACCACCACCACCACCACCUCAGCCCCCACCCACCGGGAGCCGUGGACAAGAAGAUGGUGGAGAAGUGCUGGAAGCUCAUGGACAAGGUGGUGCGUUUGUGUCAGAAUCCAAAGCUGGCUCUAAAGAAUAGUCCUCCUUAUAUAUUAGACCUGCUACCAGAUACCUACCAGCAUCUUCGUACAAUUUUGUCAAGAUACGAGGGGAGAAUGGAGACACUUGGAGAAAAUGAAUAUUUCAGGGUAUUUAUGGAAAAUCUCAUGAAGAAAACUAAGCAAACCAUCAGUCUUUUUAAAGAAGGCAAGGAGAGGAUGUAUGAAGAGAAUUCUCAGCCUAGGCGAAAUUUGACCAAACUGUCCCUGAUCUUCAGCCACAUGCUAGCAGAACUAAAAGGGAUCUUUCCAAGUGGACUUUUCCAAGGAGAUACGUUCCGGAUAACCAAGGCAGAUGCUGCAGAAUUUUGGAGAAAAGCUUUUGGAGAAAAGACAAUAGUCCCUUGGAAGAGUUUUCGACAGGCUCUUCAUGAAGUACAUCCUAUCAGUUCUGGACUAGAGGCGAUGGCCCUGAAAUCCACUAUUGAUUUAACCUGCAAUGAUUAUAUUUCAGUUUUUGAAUUUGAUAUCUUCACAAGACUCUUUCAGCCUUGGUCAUCUUUGCUCAGGAAUUGGAAUAGCCUUGCUGUGACUCAUCCAGGUUAUAUGGCAUUCUUGACAUAUGAUGAAGUGAAAGCUCGGCUCCAGAAAUUCAUUCACAAGCCUGGCAGCUACAUUUUCCGACUGAGCUGUACAAGGCUGGGUCAGUGGGCCAUUGGCUAUGUCACUGCUGAUGGGAAUAUUCUUCAGACAAUCCCUCACAACAAACCUCUCUUCCAAGCACUGAUCGAUGGCUUCAGGGAAGGCUUCUAUUUGUUUCCUGAUGGACGAAAUCAAAAUCCAGACCUGACUGGCUUAUGUGAGCCUACUCCUCAAGACCACAUUAAAGUUACCCAGGAACAAUAUGAAUUGUACUGUGAGAUGGGCUCCACCUUCCAGCUUUGUAAAAUAUGUGCUGAAAAUGAUAAAGAUGUGAAGAUUGAACCUUGUGGCCACCUUAUGUGCACAUCCUGUCUUACAGCUUGGCAGGAAUCAGAAGGUCAAGGUUGCCCUUUCUGUCGGUGUGAAAUUAAAGGUACAGAGCCUAUUGUGGUGGAUCCAUUUGAUCCCAGAGGAGGAGGUGGCCUACUUAGGCAAGGAGCAGAAGGAGCUCCUUCACCAAAUUAUGAUGAUGAUGAUGAUGAAAGAGCUGAUGACUCCCUUUUCAUGAUGAAGGAACUGGCCUGUGCCAAGGUUGAACGGCCUCCUUCUCCAUUCUCCAUGGCCCCACAAGCUUCUCUUCCUCCAGUGCCACCACGAUUGGAUCUUUUGCAACAGCGAACAUCUAUACCCUCAGGUGCUUCUAGUCCUGGAACUACUUCUAAGAUCACCCCUGGCUCCCUUCAUAAGGACAAACCUUUGCCAAUCCCUCCUACACUUCGAGAUCUUCCUCCACCACCUCCUCCAGACAGACCACAUUCCAUUGGGGCAGAGAGUCGGCCUCAGAGACGCCCACUACCGUGUACGCCAGGAGACUGUCCAUCCAGGGACAAACUUCCUCCUUUUCCUUCUGGCCACCCAGGAGAAUCAUGGCUUCCCCGCCCAAUACCAAAAGUACCUACGGCUACCCUAAGUCCUGGUGACCCCUGGUCAGGCAGAGAAUUGACCAAUCGACACUCGCUUCCUUUUUCACUGCCUUCUCAGAUGGAUCCAAGAGCUGAUGGUCUUAGGCAUGGAAGCACUUUCAGCCUUGAUGCUCCAGUGAACAUGAACAAUAGUUCAUUAGUUGGGCCAGAGUCUGAGCACUCUAAAAUCAAGCCUUCCUCUUCUGCUAAUGCCAUCUAUUCUCUUGCUGCCAGACCUCUUCCUGUCCCAAAACUGCCCCUUGGGGAGCAGUGUGGAAGCGAUGAGGAUGCAGAAUAUAUGUCUCCUUCUUCUCGGCCUCUGGUGCUUCCUGGUUCCAGCCUCCAAAAGAUAGAAUUGAAACGACCUUUGGAGGUGACCCACAGUUUACAAACAUUUGAUUCAGAGCAACAGAUUGAUAGUUGCACCUAUGAGGCCAUGUACAACAUUCAGUCGCAAGCAACUUCUGGUCUAGAGAGCAGUAGUGUAUCAGUUGAGGGAGAUCUGGCUGCAACCCUUCCCAGCAAUGGUCCUGAGGAGUCAGAGAAUGAGGAUGAUGGCUAUGAUGUCCCCAAGCCCCCAGUGCCAGCAGUCCUGGCCCGUCGGACUCUCUCAGACAUUUCUAAUGCCAGCUCUUCCUUCAGCUGGAUGUCUUUGGACAGUGAUCCCACAACAGGUUUUACAGAGGGUUCCCAAGUUCCUGAAAGGCCUCCCAAGCCUUUCCCUCGUCGGAUCAACUCUGAACGGAAAGCAGGAAGCUGUCAGCAGGCUGGUGCUGUUCCUUCGACCUCUCCACAAUUAUCCAGUGAAAUUGAGAAUCUCAUGAGCCAGGGGUAUUCAUAUCAGGACAUUCAAAAAGCUUUGGUCAUUGCCCAUAACAAUAUUGAAAUGGCCAAAAACAUCCUCCGAGAAUUUGUUUCUAUUUCCUCCCCUGCUCAUGUAGCUACAUAGCACAUCACCUCCUUACCUCCAAUUUCAGUGGACCAGUGAGCUGGAUGCCAUGCUCCAGGAGCACCUGAGAGGGCAAAGGGUUUUUUUUUGGAGACUUCAACCUGAAGUCUUGCCCUUGUCUGGUGGAUGUCUCAUCUGUGGUUCAAGAUUUCAAAGCAGUGGAACAAACACAGAGCAAGCAACUAGGAUGUUGAUUUUGUUUUGUUCACUUUGUAGUGUGUGUUUGAGGGCAAUUUGCCUUCAGUCCCCAUUUAGAGAGAGCAUUCAUUUUUAUGAUGACAUGGUAUGAUGCAGCUCAGCCCCCUUGGGGAGCAGUCUAAAGGCAGUAGGACAAGUAUUAUGAGGGAAAAACCAAACUGAGGGCUUUGAGUUUUCCAGCUUAGGGUGGAUGUAAGAGUGUGUGUGUGUGUGUGUGUGUGUGUAUCUAUAUCUAUCUAUCUGUCUGUGUGCAUGUCUGUAUGUCUGUGUCUAUGUGUGUAUCCUGUGGUCAGAAGAUUAACCCCAGACAGGCCUCCAUUUUCUGGUGAUAGGCACAAGAGGUUGAGGAAGGGAUCUUUUGGUAACUUCCAUCUACUGUGGUAUUAUACCCCCAUCUUAGUGUGUAUUGCAAUUUCAGUGCUACUCCAGAUUAUCACAUGCAUAGCUAAAGUCCUGCAUUUUUAAACUGUCUCCUUUUCUGUCAUUUGCUUUGCUGUCUAUGAUAUUCUUUUAUUGGCCAUGGAUUGAUUAUGACUAACUUAAGUGAAGCCAGGGAGUUUAUGAGAUAUUCCGUUUUAUAUGUGGUUAUGUAUGUUUGGUUUUUUUGGGGGGGGGGGGAUGGGAGAAUGUGGAAUAAAGUAUUGUUGCAUUAUCAUUACAAAUAUGUUUGGCAUAAGCAGCUAACACUGGUCACUCCAAAAUGCUUUUUCUAUAGGAACACUGAAUUUGGCAAAAUAAGAUAUUUUAGCUAUUUAAUUAACUAUCUAACUAAACCAUGGCAGAGCUGAUGUAGAGGCCUUUGGAUACAUUCCUUUUCUUUCAGAGAAUAGCAGUCAAUUUUGUUGGUUCCAGGUGUGUGAUCUGAGAGAUACUUUUCUGCAUUGUGAGAGGGGAGCAUCAUAUCUAAGAUAAUGUUAUAAUCCAGAGAUGGGAAGCUUUUAGGAACCUUGGGCCAUAUGCUAUUUAUCUAUGGAUAAUGAAUGAAAAAAAGCAAAUUAAAUAUAAGCAUCCAUCAGCCUGACUCUCCUUCCUAUUAAAUUUCUUUUAGCCUUCGUAGGUGUCUUCCUUCAGCAAGGGCUAAAUUAUUUUUCAGAAAAUCCUCCUUUUUGUCUUCCCAAAAGUAGGGAACUUUUUUUUUGUGGUGUCACUGUGUGCAGCUGUUAACUCCCUACUUAGGUUAUCCAUGGGUUUAGAGAUUAACUCUUGUGUGAUUGUAACAUUAGAGAAUGUUGCCUCUCUUUCCCUGUCAAUCCUAUUCUUAAUUUUAGCAUUCUGCCAUAGAGUAAAUUGCUGCAACCAGGAAGUAAUCCCCAGAUCCUUUUAGUUUUUCAAGGAAGUAAUAGAGAAAUUUCUGAUCCUACACAAAUCUCACAUUCAGGCAUUAAGAGUGAAUAGGAAGGAAGUAAAAUUUGUCCUAGUGAAGCACCAUCCAUUCACUAUUAGGGACCAGUAUAGAGCUUCACCACUUGACAUCAGACCCAACUGCCUUUACAUAAACAUUGAACUUCUGAGGAAGAAAUAAAAAACAAAUCCCAGCAGUUUCUUUGUGCAUUGUUAGAAUCUGGUGUUGCAGUUCUUCUUUGUCUUGAUCUGUUGUGGAACUUUGUGUUUUUAAAUAAAUAAUAUUUAUCUGUUAUACAUACUACACUUUAUGUAGAUACAAGGUUUCCUUUUGCAGUUUGCUGUUUUGUUUAUAUAGAAUACAAACAAUUUCUUCCUUUUUUUACUUGCAAAAAUUUAGUCCAAAGCCUUACAUAUGAGCUUGUGUGUUUGCAGAUUUGCUAUUUGGGUGAUGGCAGGCAUUUGUCAAAUGCCUCUUUUUUUUUCUUCCUGCAAACUCUCCUUCAAAGAAAAAAACCCCAAAACCAAAACAAACCCCUUGUAACAAAUAAGCAUAGUCAAGCAAAACCAAUUCCCAUGUUGGUCAUUUCCAAAAAUGUGUUUCAUUCUACAUUACUCCACCUCCCUCUGUCAGUAUGUGAAUAGUUUCUUCAUCAUUGGUCUUUUGGAAUGAUGUUUGAAUCAUUUAUUGUUCAGAAUUCUUAUGUCUUUCAAAUUUUUUGUUUUUACCAUAUUGAUAUUACAGUAUAAGUUGUUCUGGUUCUUCUCAUUUCACUGUGCAUUAAGCUAUCUCUUUAUUUCUACAGCAUGAUAGUAUUCCGUUAUAUUCAUGUGCCAUAAUUUAUUCAGCCAUUUCUCAGUUGAUGGGCAUCCCCUAAAAUGCCUGUUUUUACAUUCAAGGAUCCAAAUCAAUUUACCUGAGACUCUUUUCACCAUUUGGGCUAAGAGGCUUUAGUUUUAAGUGAGGCAAAAAUUUAGAAUAACUGGGUGAAUCUUCAAAAAGUUUUUACCUUUUUGGGGGAUGGGGUAAGGAGUUUCCAACCUUUGAUCUUGAACAUGAGCCAAUACCAGGUUAUUAGUGUGCAUAUAUUAUGUACUCACUAAGUAAUUUCUAUAUUGUUUGUAUUAAAAAAGAAUGGGCUCUCAUAGCUGAUAGGAAACUCAGAAGUUGUUCAGUCUAAUAUAUACCUAAAGCAAGAAUCCCCUUUACAGAACUCCUCACAAGUGGGCAUCUAGCCUUAUUUUAACAAUUCUAGUAAUGAGAUACUCAUUACUUCAUAAUUAUAAUCCAUUCUUUUAGAUAGAUUUGAUUGUUAGGGAGUUUUUCUUUAUAGUGUGCUAUUAUCUGCCUCUCUUUACAAGCCUUUGUUUGGGAUUAUUGCCUCUCAGUCUGAGAAAAUUCCAGAUUAAUUUUUCUGGAUUCCUGAAUAAUAUCAAAUGUAUUUUAUAAUCUGAAACCUGUUCAAGUAAUCACUAUCCAAAUAGAUUCGUUUUUGAAAUAUUGCUUUAGUAUGGACAUUUUAAUAUUUUUAUGGUUGCUAGUAGGCUAUAAACCAAAAGGUAUUGGCCCAGGGAGCUUCUUUAGGAAAUGUUCUCCCAUUAAGCUUAUCAGUUCCUAAUUCUAUUGUCCUCAGAUUAAUUAACUGAAUUAUCCUUGAGUUCUUUUAUUUAUUGGGAGAAGAUCACAUCUCUUUUGGUUAUUAAAAAUGUUCAUCUUCUGCUAUCUUUUAGAUUAUGAGUGAGGAAAAAAAUUUUCCUCCACACCAGACUUUUCUAUAAAAUUAAAUGUCUUACUUCUUCUGGGCUUUCUCCAUAUUGCUUUACAUAGUAGAUAAUAUCUAUAGUUCUCUUGUUCAACAUGAUCAACACAUGAUAACUAUGAACCACAACUAUAAAGUUUUUACUUUCUACACCCUGAUCUUUCGAAUUCCAAAUUUUCUCACAAAUCUAAGUACAAAAUGGGAGAAACUUAGAAUCUUGGGAUCUUCUUAUAAUUAAACUCAAGUAAAGGAUGCUUGAUUAUCUUGUUGAAUAAGAUCUAGUGCCAAAAGGGACUUUAAAAUUCUAGUUCAUUCCCCUGCCCCCCCCUUUUUUUUUUACAAGUCAGAGAGGAACUUUCAAAUGUCAAAAAUAAGGCUACCCACCUACUUUAUAUUGGAACUCGUUUUGCCAUAGAAGUCAUUGUGAAAUGACAUAGCUUUUAAAGAAUAUGAAUUCAGAUGUGGAAAAAGAAAUAAGCUGUGAAAAACAGAAAUGAUUUAGAGUUUCUGAUCCCAGGUAGUAUUUGGUGGUCUGCAUAAAAACCACCCUUGGACUUUAGGUUUAGGUCUUGCUAAGAGGUACAACUAAAAAGAUUCUGGUUUUCUCAAAACUAAUACAUAGAAACUUGACCCAGGGCUCUAUUUCUGUUUCUAGACCUUCACUGAACUAUAAUU